Tauraco erythrolophus (red-crested turaco) is the source of this 1476-nucleotide messenger RNA. The record is from RefSeq and is a predicted model, not a curated record. Lineage: Eukaryota; Metazoa; Chordata; Aves; Musophagiformes; Musophagidae.
AACGUGGAGUUCCUCAUUCAGGAGCUGCGGAGGCCGAAGUACAGCAUCUAUUUCAUUUAUUUCAGUAACGUGAUCAGCAAGAGUGAUGUCAAGAGUUUGGCGGAGGCUGAUGAACAGGAGGUCGUGGCUGAAGUUCAGGAGUUCUACGGCGAUUACAUCGCGGUGAACCCGCACGUCUUUUCUCUCAACCUCUUGGGCUGCUGCCAGGGUCGCAACUGGGAUCCGGCUCAGCUGUCCAGGACGACUCAAGGGCUGACUGCUCUGCUCCUGUCUCUGAAGAAAUGCCCCAUGAUCCGGUACCAGCUCUCUUCCGAGCCCGCCAAGAGGCUCGCUGAAUGCGUGAAGCAAGUCAUCACUAAAGAGUAUGAGCUGUUUGACUUUCGGCGCACGGAGGUUCCUCCUCUGCUUCUCAUUCUGGACCGGUCUGACGAUGCCAUCACGCCGCUUCUGAACCAGUGGACGUACCAGGCGAUGGUUCACGAACUGCUGGGGAUUAACAACAACCGCAUCGACCUCUCCCGCGUGCCGGGGAUAAGCAAAGAUCUCCGAGAAGUGGUCCUGUCUGCCGAGAACGAUGAGUUCUACGCCAACAACAUGUACCUGAACUUCGCAGAGAUCGGCAGUAACAUCAAGAAUCUUAUGGAAGAUUUCCAGAGGAGGAAACCAAAGGAGCAGCAGAAGCUGGAAUCCAUAGCAGAUAUGAAGGCGUUCGUGGAGAAUUACCCGCAGUUCAAGAAGAUGUCAGGCACGGUGUCGAAGCACGUGACGGUGGUGGGAGAGCUGUCUCGACUGGUCGGUGAGCGGAACCUGCUGGAGGUGUCUGAAGUGGAGCAGGAACUGGCUUGCCAGAAUGACCAUUCCAGUGCUCUCCAGAACGUCCGGCGUCUCCUGCAGAACCCCAAGGUGACGGAGCUGGACGCCGCCCGGCUGGUGAUGCUUUACGCCCUGCACUACGAGCGGCACAGCAGCAACAGCCUCCCCGGGCUGCUGGCAGACCUCAGGAACCGCAGCGUGCCGGAGAAAUACCGGAAGCUGGUGUCUGCAGUCGUGGAGUACGGAGGGAAACGGGUGCGGGGCAGUGACCUGUUCGGUCCCAAGGAUGCUGUAGCCAUCACCAAACAGUUCCUCAAAGGACUGAAGGGUGUUGAGAACGUGUAUACGCAGCACCAGCCUCUCCUUCAAGAAACGCUGGAUCAGCUCAUCAAAGGAAAACUCAAGGACAGCCAGUACCCCUACCUGGGUCCCAACACGCUCCGUGACAGGCCCCAAGACAUCAUCGUGUUCAUCAUCGGAGGGGCGACUUACGAAGAGGCGCUGGCCGUCUAUAACCUGAACCGCACCAACCCGGGGGUCCGCGUCGUCCUCGGCGGGACCCACAACACCAGAAGCUUCCUCGAGGAAGUGACAGCUUCGGGGUUCCGCGGCCGGAGCACCGAGAGCUCUCAAGUUAUGCCAAGGUCAAGCAGCAGACGGUAA